This is a messenger RNA of Brassica napus (rape), 1638 nucleotides long. Its product is annotated as WAT1-related protein At4g01450-like. The transcript is spliced from 5 exons. Gene Ontology annotation, molecular function: transmembrane transporter activity. Lineage: Eukaryota; Viridiplantae; Streptophyta; Magnoliopsida; Brassicales; Brassicaceae. The coding region runs from base 744 to 1571 and encodes 275 amino acids. Gene Ontology annotation, cellular component: plasma membrane. The record is from RefSeq and is a predicted model, not a curated record.
AAUUUAUAAUGUUUUAUCUAAUAGCUACCAAAAUUACUAGUUAAAAAUGACUACAGUUACUUGUAAAAGUGUUCAAAUAUAAAUUAAAUUUAAAUAUUAAUUAAUGUAUAAAUAUAAAGUUAUAUAAAGUUUCAAACAUAUACUUUUUAUUUAUAUAAAUUUGUUUAUACUAAGUUAGAUUAGAGAACAUUAUUAAAACAUAUGCUUUUAGGUAUUUUUUAAACGGUACUUUUUAACGCUGGAUAAUUAUAAUAUUAUAAACUAUGAAAAAUAUUGCAUAUUAGUUUACAGCAGAUAAUUCUACCUGGUUUAUGACGAUUCAUGCUUAGUGGUACUAUUUUCGCUAAGCUAUAGAUAUUUUGUAAGAUUUUUUUUAUUAAUUCGCAAAAUUCCACAUUUUAAACAGCGCUUAAUUAACGUUGGAAAACAACAGCUGUAGAUUAAUACGCAAAGUUUUAUAGUCCUGAGCUCCUAAAAGAAAUUAAAUAUACAGUUCGGAAAUUAAAUUGUUUCUGGUGAUAAAAUUAUUUCUUGGCCAUCGAAUCACUCUUCAAAUAUUUCUUUUCAAACUAAAAAAAUUGCCUCCAACUCAGCAUAUGUGAUCUAUAUAAUCAUCUAACUGGUCUCUACUACUCCAUCAGUUUAUUAAAGAAGAGAUAGAUAAGAGCAGCAAGUUAGCGAGUUACGGAGAUAAUAGAGACUAAGAGUGGGAGACUGGGAUAAGACACGUUUGAUUACUAAUCAUGGGUUUUAUCGAUGGUAAAUCGGCACCGGUGAUAAUGAUUAUCGUGAUUAACAUGAUUAAUGGGUUGGUUAACGCUUUGACUAAGAAAGUUCUUGAUGGAGGCAUUAAUCGUAUGAUUAUUGCUACCUAUCGUUUGGGUAUUUCUACAUUUUUUCUUCUUCCGAUCGCUUAUUUUUGGGAACGGAAUACAAGGCCGAAGCUAACAACAAGCGUCUCGUUUCAGCUUUUCGUCAGUGGCCUUUUUGGGGCGAGUUUGAUGCAAUAUUUCUACUUGCUUGGCCUCAGCUACACUUCUGCCACCUUGGGAUCUGCUUUCUGGGGCACAUUGCCUGCUAUAACUUUCAUUCUGGCAUUAAUAUUUAGAUUCGAAAAGCUAAGUGUGAAAACAAAGGCAGGGUACGGCGUCGUACUUGGAGCUAUGAUAAGCUUAGCUGGAGCUUUAAUUCUUACGUUGUACCAAGGCAUUCCAUUAUCGAACUCUCAGGAACACGCAACGAUUUCACACAUCCAAAAAGGACAUGAGAACUGGAUCAAAGGCAGUUUUCUUUUAUCCUUAGGAGUUAAAUUGUUCAGUUCAUGGAUGCUUAUACAAGCCAAGGUCAACGUGAGCUACCCGUGUCCAUACUCAGGUACGGUCAUUUUAUCGGUCUUUGGGACGCUUCAGUGGUGUGGGUGCACAAGGGAUGUGUACGGUGGGAAUAUCAUGGUGCAUCAAACAACGUGGACCUAUCUUUACAUCAGCAUUCAGUCCUGUCACACUUAUGUUCGCAACCGUGUUCGAUUUCUUGAUACUUCAUCGUAUUAUUUAUUUGGGAAGGUAAAAUAAAACUUUGUUUUUAGUUCAAAAAAAAUUGUGCAAAUCCCCUGAACAUUAUUUCUAAAGUGUUUUAAUU